Messenger RNA from Kogia breviceps (pygmy sperm whale), 1087 nucleotides. RefSeq names its product serine hydrolase like 2 (gene SERHL2). NCBI's taxonomy places the organism in Eukaryota, Metazoa, Chordata, Mammalia, Artiodactyla, Physeteridae. The record is from RefSeq and is a predicted model, not a curated record.
GGAACCCGGAACUCUGGCGGCCUUAGGCUCCGGCGCGACUUAGCUGGAUGGAGAGACGGCCGCCUUGAGAACGCGGGACACGAGCGAUGGGUCUCAUCUCAGAGCUGAAGCUCGCUAUGCCCUGGGGCCACAUUGCUGCCAAAGCCUGGGGCUCCCAUCAGAGCCCCCCAGUUCUCUGCCUUCACGGGUGGCUGGACAAUGCCAACUCCUUCGACAGACUCAUUCCUCUUCUCCCCAAAGACUUUUAUUACGUUGCCAUGGAUUUCGGCGGUCACGGGCUGUCAUCCCAUUAUAGCCCAGGUUUCCUGUAUGACCACCAAAACUUUGUGAGUGAGGUCCGAAGGGUCGCGGCAGCCCUGAAAUGGAACCGUUUUUCCCUCCUGGGCCACAGUUUUGGUGGCACUGUGGGUGGAAUGUUUUCCUGUAUCUUCCCCGAGAUGGUGGAUAAACUUGUCUUGCUGGAAUCCUUCCCAUUUGUCCUGGAAACUAACGAGCUGGAGAACAUGCAGACCUACAAGCGGAGAGCCAUAGAGCACAUGCUGCAGGUGGAGGCCUCCAAGAAGCCCUCGCAAGUGGUCAGCCCGGAGGAGAUGCUGCAGGGGUUCCUGAAGAACAACAGUCAUGUGGGAGACGAGUGUGGGAAACUCCUCCUGCAGAGAGGAACCACACAGGUGGCCACAGGGCUGUUGCUGAACAGAGACCGGAGGAUCACUAGGCCAGAGUAUUACUUCAAUUUCAUCAGCAGAGAGCUGUUUGUGCAUUCCAUCAGGAAGCUGCAGGCCCGCGUCCUGCUCAUCAAAGCAACCCAAGGGUUUUAUGAUGUGAGGAGAGAGAACGACGCCAACAAGGAGCUUAUGCUAUUUGUGACCGACUCACUGAGAUCCGUCCUGAAAGAGAGGUUCCAGUACGUGCAAGUCCCCGGCAACCACUACGUCCACAUGAACCAACCCCAGCACAUGGCUGGUGUCGUCAGCGCGUUUCUACAGAGCAAGGAGAGGAUCCCAGCCCAGCUGUAGCUCUGGGCCCGGGGCUACAGGUGCCUGCUCAGCCCGACCCCCGACCCCCAGCUCCCAAGCCGAGGCCAGGC